UGAGUUCCGCUUCAAGCUCCAAUCUUUCAAGCAAACAAAACAAAACAAAAGAAAUUCCUCUGUUUUGCCUUUUCCAUCUGCUCUGGAAUAUUCCUCAAUUCAAUCAAAUCUAGAAAACUUGCAGUCUAAAUUUUGUCUCUUAUGUUCACACACACCAAAAGAUAGGUAAGAAGUUAAAUGCAGACAAGCCCUUGACGCGGGAUCGAAGGUAGCUGGCCACCCAAAUCGAAUCAGAGGAAAAAGCUGUUACCUUUGUCACGUUACGCGGGUUCUAAAGUUAGAAUUUUUGAACAAAAGCAAAGCAAGAUUACUGAUUACCCACCGCUCAAACAGAGUCAAAGAUGAAAAAUGGCAGACAGAAAGCCAAUAGUAAACGUGAACGGGACGCCAUCCACCGAACCAGGAAAGUUUAAAUGUUGAGAGAGAGAUGAAAGAAAUGAGUGGGUCUUCUUCUCUUCCUUUUUCUGUGCGAGAGUGAGAAGGAUGGAGAGCGACUUGAACAUCAAUCAUGCACAAACAUUAAUGCAAAAAACAAUCCCAUAAAUUAAAAAUUAAAAAAAAAUUACAUAAAGAAGAGAAAAGAACAAAAUAGGCCCACAUCAUCCAAAGCUGAAGGGAACCCAAUGCUCAUAAUGACCUUUGCAAAUUUCCCAUUUUCUUUAUUUUUUUUACAUUAGUUCUUUUUGACGCCAAAUCUGCCGCUUAAUUUGUUCGGUUUCCUCAGUGGCUAAAUUGAGCUGCGACUUUACUCUUACUGGAUAUUUCUCACCUGUCAUUUUUUCUCUUUGGCCCUUCCUUCCUUCCUUAGAGCUUGCAUUCCAUUUCAGGCUGUUGAUUUGGCAGAUUUUUGCUUCUAUUUAUGGAAAUUUUUAGUACAUACUAAUAUUGUUUUAGUUUGAAUUUUUUAAAUUGGGAUUGUAGUCUUUUGUGCAUUUGGGUCUUGAGGAGGUACGGCAUUGCAAUUUCGGUUCCUGGGCUUCUCUCCUCUCCUGGGGAAGGGAGGGCAGGAAACGAAAGGAGGAUUUUUUUUUUUUGGGUGUGUUGUGUGUGUGUGUCACUGGUCGAGAGUUAGGGUUUCGAUAAUUCUUAAAUGAUAGUGUUGUUCAGUGGUUUGUUGAUUGUGAAAUUUAUUCUAUUGUCAAGAGAUGAGGUGCUUUUCUUGCAUAAGUCCACACAAAAAUGAUACUAAGAUCGAUAUUGAAAAUGGCCUACGAUCUACCUCUCGCCAUUCUUCUGAUUCAUCAGUUAGCGGGAGGGGAAGGUCGAGUUCACAUGGGAGUGGAAAGGUGAAUCGUCGGAAGACUACAGACACCAGUGGAGCGAGGAGUUUUACAUUUCGCGAGCUUGCUGCGGCGACCAGCAAUUUUAGAGAGCUGAAUUUAAUUGGGGAGGGAGGUUUUGGGAGGGUUUACAAGGGCCGGUUAGAAUCAAGCGAGAUUGUUGCAGUGAAACAACUUAAUCAUGAUGGUGUUCAAGGGUUUCAGGAAUUUAUUGUGGAGGUUCUCAUGUUGAGCCUGUUACAUCAUCCCAAUCUUGUGACUUUGAUCGGCUACUGCACCUCUGGUGAUCAAAGAUUAUUGGUUUACGAGUACAUGCCAAUGGGUAGCUUGGAAAACCAUCUAUUUGAUCUUGGAUCUGACAAGGAGCCAUUGAAUUGGAGCACUCGGAUGAAGAUUGCUGUUGGUGCUGCUCGGGGCCUUGAGUACCUACAUUGCAGAGCAAAUCCUCCUGUUAUUUACCGUGACCUGAAAUCUGCAAAUAUCUUGCUAGAUGCUGAUUUCAGUCCAAAAUUAUCAGAUUUUGGUCUUGCAAAAUUGGGACCUGUUGGUGAAAAGACGCAUGUUUCAACCAGAGUUAUGGGAACAUAUGGAUACUGUGCCCCAGAGUAUGCCAUGAGUGGCAAAUUGACUCUCAAAUCUGAUAUUUAUAGCUUUGGUGUUGUUCUAUUGGAAUUAAUUACUGGGCGGAAAGCAAUAGAUCGAUCUAAGAUGCCAGGAGAGCAGAAUCUAGUUGCCUGGUCUCGUCCAUUCUUGAAGGAUCAGAAAAAGUUCUACCAAUUGGUUGAUCCUCUGUUAGAAGGGCGCUACCCUCGCCGUUGCUUGAACUAUGCAAUUGCUAUCACUGCAAUGUGUCUUCAUGAAGAAGCACAUUUUCGCCCUCUGAUUGGUGAUAUUGUUGUUGCCCUUGAAUACUUGGCCUCACAGUGUCAGGGCACUGAAUCCAAUAGCAAUCAGUGAAUCUUUGUAUUCAGGGAAGCAAGUUUCGCUGAGAAGGUCAUCUUCCCAUAUUCUGCAAUUAUCACAUAAUCAAAUAGAAUUUUCUAAAUUACUUGAAGUUUACUGUUCUGAGAUUCAAGACUAGCAGCAACAAUGUCUGAUAUUUCUGGAUGAAGAUUGUUAUUUUUCUUGUUGGAGAUUGUUAAUGGUGUCAUUUCAGACAUGAUUUCUUGGUGUUCAAUGAUAAGUCUCAAGGAUGUCUUCUCAUUAUGUGCUUUCAGGUAUCCUGCCAAACUUAAGAUGGGAAACUUGAGAAAUUACAAUUACGUACCAUGUAAUAUGUGCAAGCAAUCUUCCAAGUGGGUGAAUAUAUAUCUACAUGUAUGUAUGUAUGUAUGUAUGUAUGUAUGUAUGUAUGUAUGUAUGUACAGUUGGGCUUGGAAAAAAAGAAGCUUUUUCAUUUAUAAAAUAUAAUACUACAUAUCUCUGGUUCCUAUAGUUA
This is a messenger RNA of Manihot esculenta (cassava), 2718 nucleotides long. RefSeq names its product probable serine/threonine-protein kinase PBL21. Gene Ontology annotation, molecular function: ATP binding; protein kinase activity. Bases 1146 to 2237 code for a protein of 363 amino acids. Gene Ontology annotation, biological process: protein phosphorylation. Lineage: Eukaryota; Viridiplantae; Streptophyta; Magnoliopsida; Malpighiales; Euphorbiaceae. The record is from RefSeq and is a predicted model, not a curated record. The transcript has 7 exons.